AUGAAAGCAGCAACAUCCGAUGAAGCUUCAAGCUCUAUUUUACAUUCGUCAUUACGAUUCAUGUCUCUAAGUGCAGUUCAUAGUUUACCAAAAACUGAAUCAUUAAUGCGAAGUGUUCGACGACAACGUUCAGCACCACAUUCGGAUUCAAAUACUCUUUCACCUGACAUUUUACGGGAAACAGAUCGUGGAGAAGAAUUUAUAUUACAUGAAUAG
Molecule: messenger RNA, 216 nt
Organism: Rotaria sp. Silwood1
Lineage: Eukaryota; Metazoa; Rotifera; Eurotatoria; Philodinida; Philodinidae
Source: the annotation of a GenBank genome assembly